This is a messenger RNA of Alosa alosa (allis shad), 2021 nucleotides long. It is a transcript of the gene rnf183, whose product is annotated as ring finger protein 183. Gene Ontology annotation, molecular function: ubiquitin protein ligase activity. The record is from RefSeq and is a predicted model, not a curated record. NCBI's taxonomy places the organism in Eukaryota, Metazoa, Chordata, Actinopteri, Clupeiformes, Clupeidae. The transcript is spliced from 2 exons. The coding region runs from base 532 to 1509 and encodes 325 amino acids. Gene Ontology annotation, biological process: protein ubiquitination.
GGUAUACAAUGUCAUUGUAACAAGCAGUUUUAUGAAUAGCCUAUUAUGAAUACAUUGUUUGCAAUUGUGAAGUAGCUUGUUCAAAAAGGUUUGCUAAGAAAUUAAUAGAUUCUCUAUUCUCUAAUCAAAAAUGUAUUUACCAAAAUACACAUUAAUUUACGGACUAAUUAGGAUCAGGAGAGCAUGUCAUCUCUGACAGAGCUAUGAAUUCUACAUUGUGACAGGAAAUGCUGCGACAGAAUCUGGAUAUCUGGAGCUGAAGCAACAAAAAGCAGAAAGCAAUUCAGAGGAAAUUUUGCAUUUGAAAUGUCCAAAUCAAAGACUGGAAGUUAAAUCAACUGACAUUUGGUAGAACCUGUGGCAGAGGGAUCAUGCAGCCAGGACCUCUAACACUACCUACUUUAAUGUCAGAGUAUUGGGCCAAAAUUUCUACAAACUUGAAUGUCAAGACAAGACACCUGAAGGUUCUAUUUACGAACUCCAUCCAUUCCAACAUUUCUUCAAUUCUCCUGUCCAUUUGUUGAUUCCAUAAUGAGUGAAGAUGCCAAUCAUCACAGGAAAGAGGGAGGCAGAGGUUCCAAACCCAAAACCAAACACUCAAAGCCUCAGCAGGAGCAGAAGGCCAAGAGCACCCAGCCGCAAAACCGCAAGCCAGAGAGGAGACAUCACACAGAUAGGGGUCCCCAAAGGAGCCGUAGCAGUGACUCUGUACACUUGGGGAGAAGCAGAGGAAGACAUAGGGAGAAAGAGAGGGACGAUGGACAAGUGAGGAGAGAGCGUGGGAGAAGUGAGGAAGCACAUAGGCGAGACAGUAGCCAUGGCAAUCAGCAUAGGUCACCAGUGUCCCCUAAUGAUGACUUUCUAGGAGACACAGAAUGUCCCGUAUGUUUCUGUGCCUAUGAUAAUGUAUUCAAAACACCCAAGCUUCUUCCCUGUGGCCAUACUUUCUGCCUGGAGUGCCUCGCUCGAAUCAACGUGAGCUCUCCAGAGCUCAAGCAGCUCUCUUGUCCUGUGUGCCGUGAAGUCACACAGCUACCACAUGGUCGUGAUCUUCCACAGCUGGUUAACAACCAGGAAGUGUUCCAGAAGCUUCCACCUGAGAUGCAGAGAGCACUGUCAGUGCGCUUCAAACGUAAUAAGGGCAAGCUGGAGCUGAAAAGCAAAUUAACACACCAGGAUCCAACCACCACACUGAAGAAACAACAGACAGUGAGUAACAGCCGCUCUCUGGGCUUGGUGGAGUCAGGUGUCACAGGUCCAGUCACCAGCUUGGAUGUGGGCCGCCCCCCUAACCCAAUGCACAGUCACAUGCGACGUGUCUUCCGUUCCAAUCAGUGCUACUACGCAGCAGUGGGAGCCAUCAUAGCUGUCACCGUGGCACUAAUGCUAGUGGGUGUGCUGGUCUUUGUGAUCAUCCCUCGAGUGACCCACACUGGAGGGGUCCGGCCCCCUCCUGGAAGCAAUACACAACCCCCCCCUGGGCAACCAGCUCCAGAUGGACCCCCUUGACAAUCAGUGGUAUUGAUAAAAACUACAGUAAUUGACAGACAGCAUUGUAUGUUGAACUUUUUCCGGAAUAACGCAAUGUUGAACAAAGCUUCAAUUAAUCUCAAUCUGAUGAUCUGAUGCCGAUAUCUACACGGUUCUACAUUUAAAUUUGUGUUUCUUAUCAUUUCCUUAUAAUACCAUUAUAGAGAUAUUUUUAAGAGAUUUCUACAUUUAAUUAAAGAUGAGCUAUAAGCUUGUAAUUUUUGGAUGAAGUGCACUACUACUGCAUAUACGAUGCUAUUUGCCAUCACCUAUACAAUCAAACAGUGAUCAGUAAUCCUUCAUGAUUUCUUGAGAUUUUGUGUUAUCAGUGUGGGAAUUAUUCUCUCAUGCACUUACGUAAAAGGUGUUUUGACCUGAUUUGGAUAUGGUAGCCUACUUCUUUAUGUCCAAUGAAUGCAUCAAUUUGGACAUGAGGGCCAUUUUCAGAAAAUGUGGGGGAAAAACACUUUCAGUAAAGAUUCUUAAAAAUC